Messenger RNA from Oncorhynchus keta (chum salmon), 8420 nucleotides. RefSeq names its product AT-rich interactive domain-containing protein 4B-like. The record is from RefSeq and is a predicted model, not a curated record. The transcript has 25 exons. The coding region runs from base 259 to 4659 and encodes 1466 amino acids. Gene Ontology annotation, cellular component: nucleus. Gene Ontology annotation, molecular function: transcription cis-regulatory region binding. Gene Ontology annotation, biological process: regulation of transcription by RNA polymerase II. NCBI's taxonomy places the organism in Eukaryota, Metazoa, Chordata, Actinopteri, Salmoniformes, Salmonidae.
AGCGGAGAGAGAGGAUCAUAGAGGAAAAAGCUCUCUGGCUACGACUUUUGUCGAAUUCACAUACCAACAUCUAAACCGAACCGGGGUCAGUGGACAAACGCUAAAAAAAUAAAUAAAAACAACUGGAAAAUUGUAGGAUUAAAUGAUUUUAUGGAUUAAUUUGAACCUUUUCUUUCGUCGAAAGAAAACAUUCUCAACUUGACUUCAUAGAAUCGCUACGCUGGUCACUCAAGAGGAGCCCAGAGGACUGGGAAAGAGAUGAAGACUCCGGAGGAGCCGCCCUACCUGACAGUGGGCACUGAUGUCAGCGCCAAGUACAGAGGUGCUUUCUGUGAGGCCAAGAUCAAGACUGCCAAGAGACUGGUCAAGGCCAAGGUGACCUUUAAACCAGACCUGACCACAGCAGAGGUCCACGAUGACAGCAUCCAAGGCCCACUGAAGGUUGGUGCUGUAGUAGAGGUGAAGAACCCUGAUGGAGUGUACCAGGAAGCCUCCAUCAACAAGCUGACAGACUGCAGUAUAUACACUGUUGUGUUUGAUGAUGGUGACGAGAAGACACUGAGGCGUUCCUCUCUCUGCCUGAAGGGGGCACGUCACUAUGCAGAGAGCGAGACACUAGAUCGCCUCCCUCUCACCAACCCUGAGCACUUCGGCACUCCUGUCAUCGGCAAGAAGGGGAACCGGGGACGCAGGUCCAAUCCAGUUCAGGAGGAAGAGUCCUCUUCAUCGUCCAGUGAAGAGGAGGACAGUGACGGGAGACAGAACGAAGACCUGUAUGGGAAGGUGGUGUGUGUUGAGGUGGGCCCUGCCUCUACUGCAGACAGGAAGACCAAGACAACAGCAUGGUACCCUGCCCUGGUCAUCACCCCAGACUGCCAUGAAGAGGCCACCAUAAAGAAAGACACCGUCUUCGUUCGUUCCUUCAAGGAUGGCAAAUUCAACACAGUGCUGAGGAAGGACGUAACGGUGAUGGACACAGACUCUCCUCCUAAAGCUGACGCAGGGCUCAAGCCAGUGCUGGAUGCGGCUGUGGAGUUUGUGCAUCAGGCGGUGGUGCCCGGCUCCUGGAGGACUGAGGUGAAAGACGAGAGUUCCACAAGUGAGGAAGAUGAGGAGGAGGAAGAGCAGGAGGAAGAGGCCAGCGAAGAGGAGGAUGAGGAGGAAGUGGAGCCGUUCCCCGAAGAGAGAGACAACUUCCUGCAGCAGCUGUACAAGUUCAUGGAGGACAGAGGAACCCCUAUCAACAAGAAGCCCGUGCUGGGCUACAGGAACCUGGACCUCUUCAAGCUCUACAGACUGGUGCACCAACUGGGAGGCUUCCAUGAUAUUGAGAGUGGAUCCGUAUGGAAGACUGUCUACCAGGCUCUGGGAAUCCCUGUUCUCAACUCUGCCGCCGGCUACAAUGUCAAAUGUGCUUACCGCAAGUACCUGUAUGGGUUUGAGGAGUACUGCACCUCCUGCGCCAUCACUUUCCGCAUGGACCUUCCACUGAAGCAGCCCAAGGCAGAGGGGGGCAAGGCUGAGGGGGAGACGGGGGAGGCAGGGGGAGACAGUUCUGUCCCACCUGUAGCCUCUUCAAGCUCAGCAGAGGAGCAGAAACGGAAAGCCUGCUACUCUGAGAGAGAGAACCUGUGCUGCUCAGAGACCAGCAGCACUCAGCCCAUCGUCUGCAAGGAGGAGACUGAGCUCACCCGGAACAAACCAGAGCUGGAACCUCUGAAGGCUGAGAGAGAAGUUGGUGAUGAUGAUGAUGAUGAUGAUGGUGUUGAUGAGGAAGGAAACGACCAUCACAAGCACGGCUCUGAUAAUGAAGACGGCCCUUCAUUUGCUCGUCUCAGAGAGGAGGGAGUGAAGCUGGAGCCUUACGAUGAGGAGCAGGAGGCUGGGAAGGAGGAGGACAUUUCUGGCUCUGGGGAUGAGAGCUGCAGUCAGGAGGGCGAUGGUGGUGAUGAGGAUCUGGGGGAGGAAGGGGAGGAGUUUGAGUGUUACCCCCCGGGGAUGAAGGUGCAGGUGAGGUAUGGGCGCGGUCGCAGCCUGAAGACGUACCAGGCCACUGUGAAAGAGGCUGACGUGGAGGGGGGAGAGGUGCUCUACCUGGUUCACUACUGUGGCUGGAACGUCAGAUAUGAUGAGUGGGUCAAAGCUGACAAGAUUGUCCGUCCGGCCAAUAAGAAUGUUCAGAAGAUCAAGCACCGCAAGAAGAUAAAGAACAAAGCGGAGAGAGAGCGCAACCGCCUGGAGCAACUGAACGAGGACCUGGGGAGUCCGUCCCCCAACAGACUACGUGUCCCCCGCCCCUCCUCCAAAUCCCUCGGCCCCUGCUCUGCCCAUGAGCGCCAUGUCUUCUCCAAGAUGGAGGAUGGUGAGAACCAAAGGACUCUGACUCUGCAGUCUCCAGUCAAGUCUAUUGAAAUCACUUCUAUCCUCAAUGGCCUGCAAGCCUCAGAGAGUUCAACAGACGAGUCUGAUCAGGAUGGUGGGCGUGAGGACGACGAUGACCAUCCAGGUUCAGGGGGUCGCGGCAGUCUCAGGAAGGGGGGUCCCCUCAAACCCCUUCACGCCUUAGACCACUGGGAGGGUACCGCCUCUACCGAUGUCCCCAAACCACCAUUGGUCACAGGGAAGAGCCAACAACCAAUCAGCGUCGAGACCCCGGAGUCUGGGAAGCGGCGUAGCCAACUAGAAUUUGAGGCUGAGAGGGAGGGGCCAGGUAGCUCCGCCUGCAGGAAGAGGAAGUCAGAAGGAGUGGCAGGGGAACAACAGACCUCUAAAGGACCCCCGUCCAAAACCAAGCUCCCAACCAGGAGCACCAGGAGCGCAGACUGGCUGCCGGGAAGCUCCAACAGGAGGGCCCAGGAGAGAACAGGAGGUCUAGGGGAAGACAGAGGAGGAGCAGGAGGUUCCUCUAGCAGCAGCUCAGAUGACGGAGGUGCAACUCCCACUGAGCCCCACCAGGCCGAUGGAGACCGACCCAGCUCCCGUCCCAAACCUUCCCCCUCUAAGAAGUACAACGGCAUGAAGGACAAGGGUGGCACCGGUGGUGGAGGCGGCGCCCGCCCUGCGGGAUUCUGGGAGAUCCCUGAGAAGAGGGCUAAGAUGGCAUCCAGCAGUGUGGAGGAGAGGGAGAGAGAGAGAGCGAGACUGGCGGGUGGCAGUCGUACCAAGGGCCAGAAGGAUGUGUGGUCCAGUAUUCAGGCCCAGUGGCCCAAGAAGACCCUGAAGGAGCUGUUCUCUGACUCCGACACAGAGGCUGCUAACUCCCCUCCUCCGCCUGGACCGGCCCAGUCCUCAUCAUCAUGCCACGAGGAGAGGGAGAGCAGGGGGGAGCGGGAUGGGGACGAGGCAGGAGUUGGAGGCCCGGAGAGGGAGAGCAGGGGGGAGCGGGACGGGGAGGGAGACGAGGCAGGAGGAAGAGGCCCGGAGAGGGAGAUUAGGGGGGAGCGGGGCGGAGAGGGAGACGAGGCAGGAGGAGGCCCGGAGAGGGAGGACCAUGACCUCUCAGAGGAGAACCAGGGGCAGGAGAAGAGGAGGAGUGAGCAGGAGUUCCCCUCCAGUGGAUCUAACUCAGUUCUCAACACCCCUCCCACCACCCCAGAGUCCCCAUCCAUGGGACAUAGCAGUAGUGGGGCCAUGGCGCAAGGGGCUGGAACUGGCUCUAACCGGACUCAGCCCUCCUGUCCUCCCCUGUCUGUAACCCCUGCUCUGGGUACAACGCCCUCCUCUGACCCCUUGGCUCCGGGGCGCCCCAACACCCUGGCAGAGGAAGGUGGUUGUGGUCGCAGUGAGACAGACAGCAGUACAGUGGAGGUGGAAAGUCUAGGAGGGGAGCUGCAGGACCAGGACUUACCCCCCCCAGACCAGGAGCAGGGAGAGCCCCACCACCAUGGGGGAACAGGAUCCCUCUCCUCGCAGAGUAAAGUCUCCCUCCUAGACGGUCCAGGUAGCCUGUCCUCCUCUCACAGCCACUCCAACUCUACCUGCAGUCUGGAGCUCAGUAGUAGCAGUCGGCACGACAACACUGAACACAAAGCCAAAGUGUCUGCCAGCCACAAGCGUCAGAAGGAACAGCAGGCAGGUGGAGCAGCAAAGAAACCCAAGCCAAACAGAAAGAGCUCAGUGCCUCCCAAGAAGAACAAUAACAGAAAAACUGCCCACAGCAGUGACAGUGAAGACCAGUCAUUGGGCGAGAGCACAGCCAAGUCUUCAGUCUCCAAGACCCAUGGUGCAGCAGACAUGAAGGGGUCCAUCUCGCCCAAGUGUCCCGGCCUGGGACAGGGACGCACCCUUCCAUCCAGCCAGAAGUACCACAAGCAGCAUGGUGACCCUGACCACCAUCACCAUCUUCACAGUCGGGAACAUCACCGGGAGCCGGACCUGGACAAGAUGUCUAGUCUGGAGAGGAUCUCCUUCCUCCAGGAGAAGCUGCAGGACAUCAGGAACCACUACCUGUCCCUCAAGUCUGAGGUGGCCUCCAUCGACCGACGACGCAAACGCAUCAAGAAGAAGGAGCGAGAGAGUACGGUGGCUGCAUCUUCCUCCUCUUCCUCGUCCCCGUCCUCCAGCUCUCUAACAGCAGCAGUGAUGUUGACGCUAGCCGACACUCCUGUGUCGUCCUCUUCCUCCUCUCAGAACUCUGUGGUGUCUGUAGAGUGUAGGUGACAGGACAACCCCUCACCCCUCCCAACCUUCCGAGGCCCAGGACACAGCACUGAGCACUUAACCAGCACCACCCUGGUCCCCAUCCCAAAAUACCCCCAACACCCACCAAGGCCCCAUCCCUACCACUAACGCCUCCACUCCAAAGUCUCAGUACAUACCCACCUCAAACCGAAGAGCACCCAGGCAUCAAUGCCCCCACUUAAACCUCCCCUCUUAUCCAUGCCUCUCCACCCCAGAGCCCCUUUCCAACAGUUUGGCCUCAUCACCCCUACUCCCAACUCCCUCCCAGCAGGACAGACAACACAAUCUCUAUACUGGAACAACCACAGGGAUACAGCAACACAGACAACCAGACCAACAAGACAAAACAAACACUAUUUUCUAUCCAUAGCUGUUUCCUUGGCAAGCUAAUUGCACUUAAGUGCACUUUUAUGAAGAUUUUGAGGGGGAAGAGAAUACAACGACCAACCAACCAACCAAAAAAAAAAAAAAAUUGAUUGAUAAACAUUUCUAAGAGUUGUUUUCUUCAAGCAAUAGUGAUUCUUUCCAUCUCGAGGUAGUUUCGAUUGGGUUGACGACGGUGUGUACUGUGUCAUCAAGGUCCUUGUCCAAUGUAGCCCUGUGUAUGUAGAGCCUUUCAAAGGGAAAUGCGCAAGACUCAGUCACAUGACGAUGUACAUACUAAAACAUACGCUUGUAGUGCGUGUACUGUUGGAACACUUGCAUUUCUCUCUCUGUCCGUCUUCACUUCUUUAAGCUACCACGCCUUCGAAUGGUACUCUUAUCUUGACCCGUGACCGUGGUCUGUAAAGCGCUGUGUGGAGGAGAGAGAGGCUUCGUAUGUCGGCCCACUGUAGAGAUCCAGAGAAGUGACUUUGAAGCCAUGAAGCUGAUGAACAUGAGACUACUGUUAGGGCCUUGUUGUUGUGUCUAACCCUAAGACACCUCUUAAGAGGGAACAUUGUCCUGUCCGACUCUCUUAGUCCUGAUGGUUCUUAGAAAUGAAAAACGGUCCGUCUUUCAGAGGACUGCAUGAGUGACAGACUGCUCCGACCAGGCCUGUGACUGUGUACAUGACAGAUAUUUCUAGCAAGAUAUUCAUGUGAUCAUAUUGAUAUUCCUAAUGAUUGUAGAGGUGGAGAGUACUAAUCUCUUUCUGUCAGACAGGAUCUAAUGUCUAUAGGAAUGAGUCCCAAAAUUGAACCCUUUUUACCUAUACCGUGCACUACUUUCUAUGGGCUCUGGUGUAAAGUGUAGUGCACAAUAUAGGGAAUAGGGUUCCAUUUGGAACACAGCCCUUUGUCUGCUCCUUAAUAAGGUCCCCAGUUAACAUGGCAGUAUAUACACACAUGUGUAAUGAUGGAGAUGUCUGGCAGGUUGAAGGAAACCUAAUGGAGAGCGUUGUAUCUUGUCGGCUUAUCUUGUCUUUUCAACUCAUUCUUCUUGUAUUUCUAAUCAGUGUUUUUAUCACGCCGUUCAGAGGAUCUACAUUAGACGCUCCGGAUGGAGAAGAAAGCACCCUCUGAAUUAAAUGACAAACUGCCAAGGGGAUCUACACAGCAUUCUGCAUUUAAAAAAAUAUGCUGAACUAAAAUAGAAAAGCAACAUGCAACAAUUUCAAACAUUUUGACCGAUUUACAGUUCAUUUAAAGGAAAUCAGUCAAUUGAAAUAAGUUCAUUAGGCCCUAAUCUAUGGAUUUCACACGACUGGGAAUACAGAUAUGCAUCUGUUGGUCACAGAUACCGUAAAUGAAAAAAGGUAGGGGCGUGGAUCAGAAAACCAGUCAGUAUCUGGUGUGACCAGAUCCUCAUGCAGCGAGACAUCUCCUUCACAUAGCGUUGAUCAGGCUGUUGAUUGUCGUCUGUGGAAUGUUGUCCCACUCCUCUUCAAUGGCUGUGUGACGUUGCUGGAUAUUGGUGGGAACUGGAACAUGACGAUCCAGAGCAUCCCAAACAUGCUCAAUAGGUGACAUGUCUGGUGAGUACGCAGGCCAUGGAAGAACUGGGACAUGCUGUCAUACACAUCGAUCCAGAGCAUCCCAAACAUGCUCAGUGGGCGACAUGUCUGCUGAGUACGCAGGCCAUGGAAGAACUGGGACAUGCUGUCAUACACAUCGAUCCAGAGCAUCCCAAACAUGCUCAAUGGGCGACGUGUCUGGUGAGUACGCAGGUCAUGGAAGAACUGGGCCAUUUUCAGCUUGCAGGAAUUGUGAACAGAUCCUUGCGACAUGGGGUUGUGCAUUAUCAUGCUGAAACAGGAGGUGAUGGUAGAGGAUGAAUGGCUCGACAAUGGGCCUCGGGAUCUCGUCAUGGUAUCCCUGUGCAUUCAAAUUGCCAUCAAUAAAAUGCAAUUGUGUUCGUUGUCCGUAGCUUAUGCCUGUCCAUACCAUAACCCCACCGCCACCAUGGGGCACUCUGUUCACAAAUUUGACAUCAGCAAACCGCUCGCCCACACGACGCCAUACACGUGGUCUGCGGUUGUGAGCCCGGUUGGACAUACUGCCACAUUCUCUAAAACGACGAUGGAGGCGGCUUAUGGUAGAGAAAUUAACAUUAAAUUAUCUGGCAACAGCUCUGGUGGACAUUCCUGCAGUCAGCAUGCCAAUUGCACGCUCCCUCAAAACUUGAGGAAUCUGUGGCAUUGUGUUGUUUGACAAAACUGCACAUUUUAGAGUGGCCUUUUAUUGUCCUCAGCACAAGGUGCACCUGUGUAAUGAUCAUGCUGUUUAAUCUCCUUGAAAUGCCACACUUGUCAGGUGGAUGCAUUAUCUUGGCAAAGGAGAAAUGCUCACUAACAGGGAUGUAAACAUUUGAGAGAAAUAAACAUUUCUGGGAUCUUUUAUUUCAGCUGAAAUAUGGGACCAACACUCUACAUGUUGCAUUUAUAUUUUUGUUCAGUGUAUAUAGUAAUAUAUAUAAUGUAUAAUUCCCAGGUUUGUAAUUGAUUAUUCCAAGAGAAAUAUAUUAAAACAGUAGGUGUUCUACCAGUAUGUUUCCAACUCCUCAUCAGUCCUGUGUUCUUCUAUAACCUGUAGGGGUGAGAUUUGAUGAGUCUAUACAGAUUCAGCAUUCUUAUCAAAUCUUUACCCCUACAGAUUAUAGUAGUCUGACCAGAUUAUAGUAGUCUGCACAGAUUAUAGUAGUCUGCUCAGAUUAUAGUAGUCUGUUCAGAUUAUAGUAGUCUGUACAGAUUAUAGUAGUCUGUUCAGAUUAUAGUAGUCUGUUCAGAUUAUAGUAGUCUGCACAGAUUAUAGUAGUCUGUUCAGAUUAUAGUAGUCUGUUCAGAUUAUAGUAGUCUGCUCAGAUUAUAGUAGUCUGUUCAGAUUAUAGUAGUCUGUUCAGAUUAUAGUAGUCUGCUCAGAUUAUAGUAGUCUGUUCAGAUUAUAGUAGUCUGUUCAGAUUAUAGUAGUCUGCUCAGAUUAUAGUAGUCUGUUCAGAUUAUAGUAGUCUGUUCAGAUUAUAGUAGUCUGUUCAGAUUAUAGUAGUCUGUUCAGAUUAUAGUAGUCUGUUCAGAUUAUAGUAGUCUGAUCAGAUUAUAGUAGUCUGACCAGAUUAUAGUAGUCUGCUCAGAUUAUAGUAGUCUGCUCAGAUUAUAGUAGUCUGUUCAGAUUAUAGUAGUCUGUUCAGAUUAUAGUAGUCUGUUCAGAUUAUAGUAGUCUGUUCAGAUUAUAGUAGUCUGUUCAGAUUAUAGUAGUCUGUCCAGAUUAUAGUAGUCUGUUCAGAUUAUAGUAGUCUGCUCAGAUUAUAGUAGUCUGUACAGA